Molecule: messenger RNA, 1278 nt
Organism: Phytophthora nicotianae INRA-310
Lineage: Eukaryota; Oomycota; Peronosporomycetes; Peronosporales; Peronosporaceae
Exons: 7
Coding region: 1-1278 (425 amino acids)
Source: RefSeq, a predicted model, not a curated record
AUGGAAGAAAUCUGGAGUAUGUGGUCGAUGGGACGGACGGAUGCUUCCUCUCCCCCGAGGCGUAAUGAAGGCCACCGGCCGUUCGCCCAAAUCUAUCGUAAGCAGGGCAGAUGGGCCGGGUUCAGUGAAGGUGGUGGCGAGGCGGACUCGCAGUGUCUGUGCGUCUGCAACGCCCAAGAGGGAUACCCCGGACCAGGUCCAGUCGAAGCAGGGGAGAUUGGGCUGUACAGGCCGACCCUGGUAAUAGCCCAACAGAAACUCCAAUUGAGAGACAUGAUUUAUUCGCUCCAAAAUGAUUCCAAUGUCAUCAACCAGCGCCAACGACGAUGCGGACGAGUGCGUGAGGACCUGUCCGUACAGAUACACGCCGGCCGACCGACGCACGAACUUGGUGUCGUCCCGUGGGGCAGCGACGAAAUAUUCCUUCAGGCGGACGAAGCGGAACACCGAAAGCAGUGGGCGCUGCGUCAGCUCGGCGGAGAGGUCCUCGUUGGGCCGGAUCAAACGCCAGAUGGUCAUCGUGACCCGCCAGGCGGGUCUCCGGACGCCGUCGUCGGCGACGAACGGCCCGGUGUCCGUUGGCUCCAGCAUCUUGGACUCACGGCUCAGGGUCGCGUAAACGGUAACCAGCGUGUAGUGGCGGAAAGGCACUUCGUGACGUCAGCAAACGCAUCGCACACGACUAUCAAGGAAGCACGAGAUAAGCUAAAACAACUGUGGCAGACCCGACUGGAUACCGGAUUCCAGUUAUCGCCCGGCUCGCCUGAACUUCCCCACUCGCCAGGCGGGUACCUGGUAGCCCGUCGUCGAGCUCAGGCGUCCCGGACGCAGCGGUCGCCCUCCGUCGCCUGUGCGUCAACGCCGCCUCUCACGCUCCGUCCAGCGACUCCGUUCCCGUUCUCGCUCGGGCCCGCGCCAUCGCCCCCGUUCUCGUUCAGGUUCACUCCCGCUCUCGUUCUGCCUCACGGGCACGUCAUCGCCACUCCCAUUCCCGUCGCUGCGUCACCUCCCGGAGACACCGCUCUCGUUCUGUUUCCCGUGGUCAUUCGCCGCAGGGGCAUCGUGUCACUGGUGCUGCCGCCUGCCGGCCUACGGACAACGAGGCCCGUGUCCUCGACACGGCCCGGGUGGGCCCUCGCCCAGCAUGGGACGCUGCAGCCGGUAUCCUCGAUAUGUUUCGGGUUCAGCCCCUUCCGACUACCGGCCGAACAAGACAUUGCGGCCAUGGCUUUUUCGCCUACAUCUUUCAUCUUACCCCCAAUUGAACUUGCUGUGUGA